AUGCACGGAUGGAACGUGACGCAUACGUUGAUGGUGUUUGAGCACCAUCUUCGCCAUCGGAGGAAGUCCAAGAGGUUCGAGCAGCCGGAGAGGAAGGGGAAGGGCCGGUGCAAACCUACCAAGAAGGAGAACGAACGGGGGACGGCGAUGGUCUGGAUGAGGAUGUGCACGACCAGGGUAGUACCGACGAGAGCGCUCGGGAGGACGCGGCAAUUCGCUCACACCUUUUUCGGUCCUCCCGUCGAAUCCCCCGCAUUCAACGCAACCUUGUAUGUCCUCUUCUACAACUUCCGCAGGACCCUAACCCCCUCAACCGCUGGCGGCGCCGAAACACACUUCAAAGCGGCUCCACCGACAUGGGCCACCUCGGACAAUCCUAAAUUUCUUUCGUCUACAACUUCUCGUCCUCCGUCGUCUCGACGCCGCUCGACUGGGGCGACUCGGCAUCCCCCUCCGGCUACUAGUUCCUCGACAACCCGGACCACGACUGUCGACAAAGUUCAGGUGAACGUUCUCACCACGAUCACUGAGAAGACGAUAUGCGAGAUCCUCCGAUUUGAGAGGUUAGUGUCGGAGAACUUCGCAAACAGGAAGACAUUUAUCUCGUACAUGCUCAGCACCUCACCAAGUACGGCCACGUUGAUCUCGCAGACACGCAAGCACUCACGGACGAGCUCCGACGACGGAGAGUCUAUUUUCUGCGCUGAUUACUUCCACCUAUGCGAGUCAUCCGAGGACGGUCAACGUCUCAUAAAUGCCAUUCGGUCAUGCAGUAACAGCUACCGCACCACCUCUGAAGAAAAGCGUCACCUCAAACACAUAACCAACGAAGACCUCGACCUGACCUACCAGAAUAUCCGGCGCGCAUCCGAGGUCCACCAUUAA
Stereum hirsutum FP-91666 SS1 is the source of this 885-nucleotide messenger RNA. RefSeq lists its product as uncharacterized. Lineage: Eukaryota; Fungi; Basidiomycota; Agaricomycetes; Russulales; Stereaceae. The transcript is spliced from 5 exons. The coding region runs from base 1 to 885 and encodes 294 amino acids. The record is from RefSeq and is a predicted model, not a curated record.